AAUGUCAAUGACCCGUUGCACGCUGAUACUGCUACGGCCCAGUACGGGCCGUUCCAGACCAAUCUCGAGCUCGAUCGUUUCGGCUAGGGAAGUGAAGUGAGUGGGCAGAGACCACGUAGCGAUCAAAAUACUGCUGUUGUGUGUUGGCUGGCAACUGUGGUGGUGGUUUGGACCGAGGCGAAGGCAAGAUUCCCAGCUAGCUCUCUGGACUGGUGCCAGGCCCAGGUUUGCUGGAGUUGGUCGAUCCACUUCAAGCAUCACGCUUAGUGGUGAGCAGGACGGUGCUGGACAGGAGCUGCAUGGUGAGGCACUGCAAACGCUACGUUCGUUCAAAUAAUUGAGAGCACUGUGUGGGUGAUCGCUACAUCCAUUGUGCAUGAGAGCAACGUCACCAUAACAAGCAUGGCUGUUGACACUCCGUUGCACUGUGCCGUCGAACAAUGCAAUAUCGACAGUUGCAAAGCCCUGCUCGGUGCCGGUGCCGAGACGAACAUCCGGAAUAGUGCUGGUGACACUCCGUUGCACUGUGCCGUCAAGAGACGCUAUAUCGGCAUUUGCAAAAUGCUGCUCGAUGCCGGUGCCGAGAAGGACAUGGAGGAUAGGGCUGGUGACACUCCGUUGCACUGUGCUGUCAAUCAACGCUAUUUCAACAUUUGCGAAAUCCUGCUCGAAGCCGGUGCCGACAAGGACAAGAAGAAUAGUGCUGGUGACACUCCGUUGCACUGUGCCGUCAAGAGACGCUUUAUGGACAUUUGCGAAAUCCUCCUCGAAGCCCGUGCCGACAAGGACAAGAAGAAUAGUGCUGGUGACACUCCGUUGCACUGUGCCGUCAAUGAACGCUAUAUCGACAUUUGCAAAAUCCUGCUCAAAGCCGGUGCCGACAAGGACAAGAAGAAUAGUGCUGGUGACACUCCGUUGCACUGUGCCGUCAAGAAGGGCUUUAUUGACAUUUGCGAAAUCCCCUUCGAAGCCCGUGCCGACAAGGCCAUGGAGGAUAGUGCUGGUGACACUCCGUUGCACUGUGCUAGUAGGCAAGAAAAUAUCCCAAUUUGCGAAAUCCUGCUCAAAGCCGGUGCCAACAAGGACAGCCAGAAUAAUGCUGGUGACACUCCGUUGCACUGUGCCGUCAAUCAACGCUCUUUCAACAUUUGCGAAAUCCUGCUCAAAGCCGGUGCCGACAAGGACAAGAAGAAUAGUGAUGACGAUGAAAUGUUGGUGGAGCACCCAGGAUCGGCCUCUCCUCAUUCAGUCAAGCGCGGGGCCCAGCAACAAGCAGAUAGCGGAGCGGAGGCGCCAACGGCGAAAAAGAAGAAGUACGAGUCUCUCGACCAACAGCUCUCUGACAUAAUAGCAUGGAAGAGUGACGUCUUCACAGAACUUCUGCCUGACCUGGUUUCCACGCUAACUCCAGUUGCUAUGCGUCUCCAGUGUGAGGCUAAGAAGCUGAUUAAGCAGGAACAGCGUCAGCUGUUUGCAUCAUACAUUGGCAAAGCAGCGCAGAAUGAGGCAUUGCUCGAUGCACUACGCCUGGGUGAUGACGAAUCCUUCCACACCUUCCUUGAAUGCAUCCGUAAAGUCGAGCCAGAAGCCAGCGCGAGAAGGUUAUUGGCCAAGCUGGAACCCGUCGACAAGUUCCGGCAGCACUGCUGAGGCCGCAUUAGCGUCUGCAGGAGAAUCCGCUGCUGAUCCAGUGGUGUUUUGCUGAACUCCCAGGAGAACAAGAUGACGUCACGCAACCAGAGCAUCGUGUUUGCACCCAACUUCACACAGCCUCCGCUGGACAACUUCUCGGCGUCGCUGACCUCCUCACUCAGCCAAGUGGUUGCUCUGAUGAUCUCGCAGUGCCACCUUGUGUUUGGUACCACCGGCUCUGCUGCAGGGCGCACGGGAACAGGCUCAACGCAGACGAGAGAAGCGCCUUCCGCUGGACUUAGCAGUGCAUCCGCUGCGAGCUUGACCAGCGACAGCGCUGCUCGUGGAGUUCCUCUCCCAGCGUACGAAGUCGUAUCUCUGUCAAACCCAGGCUCUCGGCCACCAUCCGUCACUGAUAGUCAUCCAUCCAUCGCUACAGCUCCAACCAGUGCAGGUUCCUCGCCGAAGCUACCAAGUCAGAGUCCGUCGCAGAAAUCCCUGGCACCUUCCGCUUCUGCGAAUCCCCCUGAGGAGUUUGAGAUGUAUGGCAGGACUCCUGUAUGGGGAGCUCGAUAGCGGAGGAGGCAACAUGCGCUGCCGCAGUGCGUGUGUAUGUGUGUGUGUUUGUGAAUGUGUGUGUGUGUGUGUGUGCGCGCGCGCGCGCGUGUGUGUGUGUGGGGGGGGGGGGUACAUGGUGUGUGUGUGUGUGUGUGUGUGUGUGUGUGUGUGUGUGCAUGCUUACAUGCUUACAUGCAUGAGCAUAUGUGCACGUGCAUAGAGUGCGCACCAUUCUAUACAAGUCAUAAUCCAGCAGAUAGUAAAGCCCGAAAACCAGUAUUUUGAUAUAGUAGCAGAAUUUCUCCGCACUUUCUGAUCCUCUUGUAUCCUCAAUCAUUUGUUUUUUGAUUGUCUUGCUACUAACAGACCUCUGCAGUCAAUUUGUGUGAAAAGAGUGAACACUUCACAGUGGUUGAGCAUGCACGAUAUUCUAAUGGCCAUGUCAAAGUGUCCGGUGAUGAACUGUGAUGCGAGGUGGUCACUGUUCAGUUGUUCGAUUGCCGUCACGAGUGCUCGUCACACCUUGAAUACGAAUUUAUAUUAGACGCUGCCGAUUGCUGGCUCUUCGGUGCCUUUUCUACGUGUGUGCUGCUUCAAUAUGGUAGCCUGUUGUUCAAUUUCUCAUUCCCCACCGAUUUGAUCUAUCGAUUCCAACUAGUACAGGGACAAGUACGAGUACAAUGAUUUGCGAUUUCCCCCAGUACACUCAGCCACUCCAUUCUGCGUCAUUAUCAUUGUUAUGCAUGGUAUCAUGAUGACAUCAUUGGUGAUGUCAUGGCGGUAUGACCAUCAUCUUCAUCGCCAAUCAAUCACAACCUCUAUCACCAUCACAAUCAUUUCUAUAAUAUUAUUGCAAACAGCUCCAGCUCGUGUAAGCUAUUUUCAAAUACUGUCGACCUUACCAAAUGAGGUCAGUGUCUUCACUGCCUGGCCAAUGUUUUACAAUAUUGUUCAGAACAA
Sycon ciliatum is the source of this 3150-nucleotide messenger RNA. Its product is annotated as ankyrin-1-like. The record is from RefSeq and is a predicted model, not a curated record. Gene Ontology annotation, biological process: protein localization to ciliary inversin compartment. Gene Ontology annotation, cellular component: ciliary inversin compartment. Bases 403 to 1650 code for a protein of 415 amino acids. Lineage: Eukaryota; Metazoa; Porifera; Calcarea; Leucosolenida; Sycettidae. Gene Ontology annotation, molecular function: protein binding. The transcript has 15 exons.